UGUAGUGGUUUCAAUUCCUCGUGGAUUUUUGGCGGUCGCAAGUUGUGUGUACUGUGUAGAACAACUGUAGAUAGAGUACGUUGUGUACUUUAUGUAGGUAGUGUGUUCGGUGCGGUACGGUACAAGCUCUCCAAUUCGAAGUGGAGUUUUGAGCAUAUCACUGAUCUACUAAAAAAUAUAAAAAGUCAAAAUAGGUUACAACCUAAAGAAAUAGCCAUAAAAAGCCGUGGAGUGGAAAUAGACUCAUUCAUGAUUUCAUAUUUAAGUAUAUUUUUAAUCAGUGAGCUAAUUUUUAGUCAAAUUUAAAAGUGAUAAAGAACUAUAAUAACUUAAACAAAAAUAAACAAAAACAAGAAAGAAAACACAAAAAAAAAACUAAGAGAGGAGAAUAGACAAAUCGAAUUAAAAUUAUAAUUUUAUGAAUGAACUGCGAUCAUCUUUUCGACGACAGGACAUCAUGAUGCUAUUAAUCAGAACGCUUCUGAUCAUUUUCGCACUGUACACGUUGGGAACACUAGCUGAAUUGUCAACUAUCGAGAGAAUAAAGAAACAUCAAGAAUGGUUAAGACAACGAGGCCUACUAAGACCACAAACCUCAAGGAGAACAUCACUACUUGAUGAUCGUUGGAAGAUCAAAGACCCAACGAAACCAUUAUGGCAGAAGGUAAACAGCAAUGUCGACAAAAAUAAUAUUAAAACUGACGAUCCAGGAAUAAAUGAUGUUUAUCCGGAGAAUGAAACAACAACUAUUUCCACCACUACGUUGAGAUCGAUGAAUGAACUCCAUAUUAAUCCCACAGAAAAAACAACCAUUCCAUUUCCAACUACAACUACAAUAAAAAUACCCACAACUAAUACAACACAAAAACCAUCAUCAAUAAUAGAGCAACCAUCUACAACAGCAAUAGAAUCGAUUACGUCUAAAACAACAAGCAAUCCACAAUCAACAAAUACAACAACAUCAAUGAAGACGAAAUGGGAAGAAAGCCCAACGACCCAAUCCAAGACAACAACCUCAAAACCAAAACCAAAACCGAAACCCAAAUCAUAUCCUCGUUGGGGCACCUGGAGCCCGUGGAGUACAUGUUCACGAACCUGUGGCGGUGGCGUCAUGUGGCAACAGAGAAAAUGUAUUUCAAAGCGUCAGAUUACAGGCAAACGGUACAUUAGCAACGAAUGCAUGGGUAUCUAUCGCCGUUAUCAUCUUUGUAAUGAACAAGCCUGUACUUCGGCCAAUGACGAUUUCCGUCAGCAACAAUGCUCCGCUUUUGACGACGUCGACUUCCAAGGAAGAAAGUACGAGUGGGAGCCUUAUAUCAAAGAUGACGCUGAGUGUGAGUUGAACUGCAAGCCACUUGGAAUGAAAUAUUUUGCCACACUAAAUAACAGUGUCAUAGAUGGCACUGCGUGUUUCCGUCCAGCUGAGUACUAUCGUUCAAGCUAUCGUGGACGUGCGAUAUGCGUUGGUGGAGUAUGUAAGGCAAUUCAAAGCAGUGGUGUAAUAACUGGACUAUCAGCCAAUAGUGGCACUGUGAGCUGUGGGGGUUUAAUUUGUCGAUCUAUAACUGGAAUUUUCACCCGAAAUCCAUUGCCAGAAGAUGCUUAUGUUCACGUUGCAACAAUUCCAGCAGGAGCUUCAAAUAUUUCUAUUACUGAAUUGAAAAAUAGCAUAAAUUUGUUAGUGCUAAGGACUACAAGUACAGAGCAGAAGUACCUUUUUAAUGGAGAUAAUACGGAAUCUUCAAAUGGAGCUUAUGAUGCAGCUGGAGCAGUGUUUGACUAUCGAAGAAUCGAUGGUCUUCAAGACGGUGAGGGAGUAACAGAAUGGAUAACUUGCACAGGACCCAUAAGGGAAAUGUUAGAACUUAUGGUCUAUUCUAGAGAUGUGAAUCCUGGAAUCAAGUACGAAUACCUUUUGCCAAUAGGCUCCGAUUCCGAAGAAAAUGAGGUUUCUGUGGAAAGCGAUAUGAAUAUGAAAUCUGGCAACGAAGCAGACGCUGUACCCGGCCGUCCAACACGAAAGCGUAAAUUUAAUUGGAAAGUUGUGGGUUUCAGCCCAUGCAGUAAGUCUUGUGGCGGUGGAACUCAAAUACCUGUAAUUCGAUGCGCUCGCGAGAAUCCAACUAGAUAUUUCUCACAACGUCGUUGUAGUCAUUCAGAAAAGCCGGUUUUAAACGAGAAUCUCCUACGAUGUAACACCCAGCCGUGUCCGGCGUUUUGGAGAUUGGAAGAAUGGGGUGAUUGCAAAUGCCAACAGGGUGAAGGUAUUCGACAACGCGAAAUAGGUUGUGUUCAAGAAUUGGCGACCGGUAUAGUGAUUCAAGUGAAUAAUGUUGCCUGUUUGGAGGAAGAACCACAAACUAAAAAACCUUGUGACUGUCCGAAAAUGAGUCGACGAAGAAAUCACCAUCGGCACAGGCUAUACAACGGUCGUCUUCAGAAUCCAUUAUCAGGAAAUUUGACGGUGCCAAAUAACCAAAAAGUGAUAGUUGCCGAUAAAGACAAGGCCGGAAUUUGGUUGUUCUCAGAUUGGAAUAAUCAUUGUUCGGCAUCUUGUGGACCAGGAAUUGAAUACCGCUCAAUCUAUUGUGAUCGCUCAAAAUCGAAUACUGAGAGAUGUGACUUCAGAUUUACACCUGAUACAACUAGGCCCUGUGAAAACGAAAUUGAGUGCGUGAUGGGGGAAUGGUUUGCUGGACCCUGGUCAAAUUGCACUGGUAGCUGUUUUAAUUUAACGAAAUCUAGACAAGUGCUUUGUAUACAAAAUCAGCUCAUAGUUGAUAAUGAGGAUUGUAAGGCGGAACUUAAGCCUGAAUCAACGCAGAAGUGCAGUCUUGGUGAUGUUGAGUAUUGUUCUGCCAAGUGGCAUUAUUCAGAGUGGAGUGAGUGUACAAAAUCUUGCGAUGGCGGAACUCAAAGACGCAGUGUGAAAUGCCUUGAAGUCAACGAGACCGAAAAUACCCUUACAGAAUCCAUUAAAUGUCGUUACUCUAAAAGGGAGCCAAUAUAUCGCAGUUGUAAUACAUUUGCAUGCAGUGAGCCUCGAGUAGAUCUCAUACAAAAUGACAUUGCUCCAACGUGUAUUGAUGAAUUCAAUGACUGCCAUCUGGCGGUAAAGGCCAAACUAUGCAGCUACGAAUAUUAUCAACAAAAUUGUUGUUAUUCAUGUGGAGCAGUACCAGCAUAAUUGGCAAAAAGAAAACGAUUCGAGGCAAUAGGACUUUUUUAUAAUUCUUAUUUUUAAUUUAAUUUAAAAUGAAUGAUUAUAUUAUGUAUUCUUGAUACAACUUAUUACAGGCGACAUGAAAAAACAAGCAUAUUUCUCACAGAAAAAAAAACGACUAGCAUCUAUGUACUUCUGUAAAAUCCUUGAAAUGAUAAGAAAAUAAAACGACAAAGUACCUUUUUUUUAAUCCAAAACUUAAAAAGAGUAAAUUUGCUUAUUUAAACUUAAAAUUUGGAACUAUCUAAUAACAACAACCUGUACUAAUGAAGAAAAUAAUAAGAAUAAUACUUUAUUAAAAUAUAUUUAUUUAAUUUGCACUUUAAGCUAAAAUUUUAAAUGUGAAUAAUAAUUUUUAUUUUAAGUAUUAUUUUAUAAGCAAAAGAAAGAAAGAGAAAAUGUGUUAUAAAUGUAUCCAUAGUUGUUACAUGUAUUUUUCUAUAAAUUGUUUUUUUUUUUUUUUUAAUUUUUAGCUCAUUGAUAUCAGCCAUAUAACGAAUUUCAUUGUAGUCGGAAACUAUUCCGAAUUCCAAAAAAAUUACUGACCAAAUACGUUUGGAGUGGAAAAAAAUUUGCAUUAACACCGGAUUUCUAAAUACGGUUUGUAGGAAUUUGUAAAAGUUUACGAUUACGAUGGAUUUCGUGAUAGGCCCGAUCCACUUAGAAAAAAAAAGAACAACGUUUCCAUUUAAAAUGUAUUAUUGUAUAAUUGCACUUUAACUUAUUUUUAAGCUUAAUUAUAAAACUUACUUAUUUAAAACAAACAAAUUAUUAAAAAUAGUCAAUUAAAUCCAACACCAUAUACGACAAUGCAUGAGUGUUCACUUGAAAUAUUAUGGUUUGCAAAAAAAAGCUUAAUAUCUUCCAAGUAACGAAUUUCGGGUCGAAAAUGUUGUAAUUUAACUUUUAAAAAUGUUAUUAAUAAACAAUUUACAUUUUUUUAUAAAA
Eupeodes corollae is the source of this 4171-nucleotide messenger RNA. It is a transcript of the gene loh, whose product is annotated as thrombospondin type-1 domain-containing protein 4. The coding region runs from base 419 to 3187 and encodes 922 amino acids. Gene Ontology annotation, cellular component: extracellular matrix. Gene Ontology annotation, molecular function: metalloendopeptidase activity. The record is from RefSeq and is a predicted model, not a curated record. NCBI's taxonomy places the organism in Eukaryota, Metazoa, Arthropoda, Insecta, Diptera, Syrphidae. Gene Ontology annotation, biological process: extracellular matrix organization. The transcript has 12 exons.